Molecule: messenger RNA, 2554 nt
Organism: Melampsora larici-populina 98AG31
Lineage: Eukaryota; Fungi; Basidiomycota; Pucciniomycetes; Pucciniales; Melampsoraceae
Exons: 3
Coding region: 490-1893 (467 amino acids)
Biological process (GO): negative regulation of transcription by RNA polymerase III
Cellular component (GO): nucleus
Molecular function (GO): RNA polymerase III core binding
Source: RefSeq, a predicted model, not a curated record
AUCAACACACAAUGGCCCAUCAACAUUCUUCUUGAGCCUUGAUUUGUAUCCCUUUCACCUUCUUCACACAUUUCAGCUCCGCAUCGUAGGCGGUCGCACUCUGCUCUCACCUCUAACCCUCUCGGCCACUCUCCUCAUCGUAAGAGGUUGGAGCUUCGGUCUCAAACUCACGCUUUUAUCAGUCCUUACACCUUUCCAUCUCACCCCUGUCCACCAAUCAAAUCACCCAAUCAAUCAACCGGAUCGUUGAUCUUGCAAUCCAGCGCCAACUCAGCAAAGUUUCAUCUUCGUGCAAUUUUACUUCUCUUUCGAUAGAACUUUUUGAGUUCUGCCCUUCAAUCCGCCUUAUCAAGCCACAUAGCAUAGUAACGAAAGUCGCUCAUACAUCUCAAGUGCUGAUCGGCUUAUAAGCUUACCUGAUCCAUCUCUUAUCCCGGUGACAAACCACGAGUCUCAACCAGAGUAUACUCGAGUGGUUACUGUGACAUUAUGAAGUUUCUCGAGGUUCCUGAGUUAGAGCUUCUCGCUUCUAGUCUAACUAAUGCUUCCCAAUCGGUACGAGUGACAACCCGAAUCGAAGCUUAUUCGUGCAAAUCAGUUGCCAGUGAGCGCAAGAUGUUUAAGUCACUCGAUCAGGAAUUCACCUCUGAUCUAGAGGUUUCCGCCUCAAUCUCGCCACCUGAACAUUCACACCACUUGCUUGAAUCUGCAUUUGGAAGAUUGGAUAAUAAAGAUUGUCGAAAAACCUUUUGGUUGCUUAUCGCCACGCUAAAUGCUGCUUAUCCAGAUCACAACUUCAGCAACGUCAAAGCUGAAGAUUUUCACAGGGACGAGUCAGCUCACUCGAUAUUGAUGAAGAUGUCUGAAGCCCUAGAGCUCAAUAGUAGCAGUAGUGUUUUUGCGUCCUCCUUGGGUGCAUUGUCAAUCUCGCCCGACUCACAGGCCCAUGAAUCCACCAUGGCUCCGCAUGUAGGCGCGAACGAUAUUUGGGCCGGCGUUCACCCCUCAAUCAAACAAAUUCUUGACCCCGCCAUCGAUUUAUCUCAAUGCGAAGUCUACUCGUACUAUCCUGAUCCCGAUAGUGAUCCACACGCGGUCGAUUCUGAUGACUUUGACGAUACAGAAAGUGUCUCUUCCUCGAUCUACGGAACCAAUCGAUCUAUCGGUGCCCGCGAGACCGAAGAAAUCGAAGAGACUACCAUGUGGCCUAUGGACGAAGUGGAUGAGUCCUCGUCGGCCAACGUUUCACUCGCUCCGACCCAUACAAGUGAACAACACCACCGGGGCUCUGGCAAUUCUAGCUCAUCAGAUCUCCGACGUCAAGACGGCUUGAGCCUUGUAGACACAACUUCACACGAUUCGGAAUCUCCAGCAAUCGGUCAAUCGGCGCGUAAAUCACGUUCAAGAUCUUUGUCGAUGCUCUAUGGCGAUGCAGAUCUAGAGGAAGAAUCAGCCGGUGGGCUGCUAUGGAGUUCUCAUUACUUCUUCUACAAUCGCAAGAUGAAACGGAUUCUUUUCAUUUCUAUAUGGGGCCGCAAGGUCUUGGCGGUUUCGAACCAGAAUGAUCCAACGAUGGCGACUUUAUAUGAAGGCACUUGCGAUCGGUCCGUCGGAAUCUUUACGCGUGAGGAUAGUGAUUCUUGGAUGGCUACUCGCUCUGUCGAAGUUAAUCAGACCCCUAGAAGUCAUACUCAAGAGUUUGAUCAGACUAAUUCAGAGAACAAACGUCGCCUAUCCAUCUUCCGGGCCAGUCAUCAAGAGUCUUUGAGCUCAGGAUCUGGAAAGAGCUUCGCUGGCCAGACGGCGAAUCCCGAUGCCCUGGCUAUUAGUAAUUUGAAUUUACCUAAUCGACCUAAAAAGAAGACUCGAAGAGCUGCCACUCAGCUCUGUUGAUUUUUUUCUGCUCCGAUCUCACAUUGCGUCCCCUUAGCGGUCCUUCUUCCUGAAUGUUGCACCUUUCUUAUCACGAGUUUAUAUCUUUUUCAUAUUCCCAAUCACUCUCACGUGGUCUUUUAAGCCUUGCUUAUCUUGCCCAAGCGGACUUGACUAACCAGGCCGUUGAGACGCUUUUAUACAUUUUCAUACCCUUUUUCUUCGUCCUUCAAUCUUCAAUUUCAGCUGUAUAGCUGAGCUGAACAUUUUUUCUUCUCUACUCCACACAUUACAACUUUUAUUAUGUCUUCUUCAGUGCGAAAGUAUCCCGCCUGAUUUCAUUGCUUGAUCAUUGUUGGACCAUACACAUGGCUGUAUUGCUACUGAUAUAUUUUCACAAUCUAUUCUUUGGCAGGCCUGUUGUUGUGUGUGUAUGUUUCAAGUUUUUGAACCUUAUGUAGACUAAUAUCAAGUAUGAUUGCAUCUUCUGGGAAAACAGGUUUUUUUUUUGUUGUUGUAUAUUGUAUUGAACUGAUGUGGGGUAUGAGUAGAGUAUGAUGUUGAAUUUUGUUUAUUGUAUUUGAAUGAAGGCUUGUUUACUUGAUUAGCAAAGAAACAUGAGAACAUAUAUACAUGGUUUUUAGGGCAAUAUCUCAUCCUGUUGAACAAACAGUAUUUCAAU